GUCUGUUCCUGGCUGCGACCAUAAGCCGACUGACUGACUUAUACGGCUGCCCCGAAUACCACGCCAGUAGGCGUGACGGAGCAUCUCCGCGUCGGCCCCGCUUUUCGUCGGGGUUCGCCCGCACCGAUCUCGGGCGCUCCCCCCGGCCGGAGCGAAUGCCGCCGCGACGGGCUCCGUCCGUCCGUGUGCCCCAAUCAGCCACACCAUGUAUAACUAGUUACAACUAGUAAGCAAUGUCGUGAUUGCCGCUCGCGAGAAGCGAACAACAACAAGAGCUCAUGUCAAUCGCCAACAAGAUAUCGUUCUCUCCGCGCAUGACUGACUCUGACUCUGUAAACCUGGGACAGCAGGCACCAUGGACGACGGUCAGCAACCCUCGCAGUCACGGGGAUUCAACGCAGAAGCGGCGACGACCAACCCCGACUACGACCUGUCGCAGUCCAUCGCUUCCUCCUCCUCCUCCGCCGUCGGCCUGCGCCAGGGCCUGACCUCGUACGGCGACGCCCACUUCAGCUUGUUCCUUCGCAAGGUCUUCAUCAAGGCGCUCGGGUACGGCGAGGACGCCCUGGCGCGGCCCAUCGUCGGCAUCAUCAACACGCACUCGGGCUUCAACCCGUGCCACGCCAACGUGCCCCAGCUCAUCGAUGCAGUCAAGCGCGGCGUACAGCUGAGCGGCGGGUUGGCCGUCGAGUUCCCGACCAUCAGCCUGCACGAGAGCUUCUCCUCACCGACGAGCAUGUUCCUGCGCAACUUGAUGAGCAUGGACACGGAGGAAAUGAUUCGGGCCCAGCCUUGUGAUGUUGUCGUUGCUAUAGGAGGUACGUCUCAUACAUGAAUUGCGCUUUCAUACAAGACAAGGCGUCAAGUCUCUGUAAACAUCUUCAGAGCGUCCCACUUACAGAGACUGCGACUAGGAUGCGACAAGACUGUCCCCGCGCAGCUCAUGGGCGGUCUCUCCGCCAACAAGCCCCUCCUUCCGCUCCUCACUGGCCCAAUGAUGCCCGGCUCCCACCGCGGCGAACGCAUCGGUGCCUGCACCGACUGCCGCAGCAACUGGGCGCGCUUCAGGGCCGGGACCAUCGACAUCGAGGAUAUUUCGGCCGUCAACGACGAGCUGGCUCCUACCGCGGGCACCUGCGGCGUCAUGGGCACCGCCAGCACCAUGGCCUGUCUGCUCGCCGCCCUGGGCCUCAUUCCGUUGGCGGCCGGCGCGUCCGCCCCGGCGGUUUCGGCUGCGCGACUGCGCGUGGCUGAGGAGACUGGCCGAAACGCGGUGCGCAUGUGUAGUGACGUGGACGCAUGGCGCCCGCAAAGGGUGCUGACCAAGGAGUCUUUCAUCAACGCAGUGACUGUCCUACAAGCCAUCGGUGGCUCCACCAAUGCAGCAGUUCACCUCAUGGCCAUCGUGGGCCGACACCCAAGCGUGGCCGGAACCAUCACGUUGGGUACCAUCGAUGAGAUUGGCCGACGGACGCCGCUCCUCGUAGACCUGAAGCCGAGUGGGGAGAAUUACAUGACUGAUUUCCAUAACUCUGGUGGCAUGCUUGCGCUCCUUCACCGUUUGAAGCCUCUUCUUGAGCUUGGCGCCAUGACAUACACCGGAAGAACCCUUGGUGAAGAACUCACAUUGCAAAGUCCAAUUCCGGUUCCCCAGCAUCUGAGCUGUAUCCAGCCCUUGUCCGAGCCGAUGUAUUCGUCAUCAUCACUUGUCGUCCUCAGGGGCAACCUAGCACCUGGUGGCUCCGUUAUGAAAGCCAGCGCCUCCAAGGACCGUCGCCUGCUUCGUCACCGUGGCCGUGCCGUUGUCUUUGCGGGCCCUGCCGACCUGGCUAGACGCAUCGACCACCCCGCGCUCGAUGUCACUCCAGACAGUGUUCUCUUGCUGCAGAACAUAGGCCCUGUUGGAAACCCAGGAAUGCCCGAGGCAGGACUGAUCCCGAUCCCCCGGAAGCUGGCGGAGAAGGGGGUGCUGGAUAUGCUUCGGAUCUCCGACGGUCGUAUGAGCGGCACUGCUGGUGGCACCAUCGCUUUGCACAUUUCUCCUGAGAGCGCGGACCCAACGUCUGUGUUCGGCGUCAUGCGCGAUGGUGACGUGAUUGUCUGCGACGUAGAGAGGCGAUUGCUGGAGGUAGACAUCUCCGAUGCGGAGAUACAGCGCAGGAUAUGGGAGCGGCAGCAAAAGCUGCAGGCAGAUACGCCUUGGGUUGCGAGGGAGCAAACCAGGGGUUAUCGCGGGCUGUACAUGCGAUCAGUCAACCAGGCGCAGUACGGCGCUGACUUUGACUUUCUCACUGCGGCAGGGCCCUCAAAAUGAACUUUGCUCGCCCUCCUGGAUCUCUUUCACCCAGACGAGUGUGACUUGCGACUUUCAGCCAGAGUUGCCUCUAUUCGAGCCGAAAUCGUCAAACAACCCCUGCAUCAUCAUGUCCAUGUUUGUGUCGCUCCCAUCCAGAUAGUCGGCGAAUGAGCCGGUAGUGAGAAAAUCAUCAAAGAGGUUCAUAGGUAUCUCAAAUACGCCCGCCGUCUCCAGGUUGACAUUCACCGCGGCUGGUGUCACCGUGUUGUCGCAUCCCGGCAAACCCGUCAACGCGUUGCCCUGCUCGGCAAUUACUGUGCUCCUCGUUCGACGCCGCUGUGUCGUGGGUGAUUCAAUCUGACGCCCGGACUCGACUAGUUGUCGGAUUAUCGAUCGGCCCAGGUCGUUCAGAAUAUCGCGGCAGCGCUUUGCUCCUGACCAAUGUUCCCCUGUCGCACUCAGUAUACUUGAGCUGAUAUUCAGGUCAGACAUCAGGGUUGUAAUAUCCGCGUCCUGUGCAAUCUUGGCCACCGUUUUCAGGCAAUAGAGUAGAGUCAAUGUGCUGAGCGCCAAAGAAUAGAAUGUCGUCCAGCUGUGUACCAAAAGAUUCUUACGAUACAACUUGUCGAAUAUGUGAAGGC
Messenger RNA from Purpureocillium takamizusanense, 2937 nucleotides. Its product is annotated as Dihydroxy-acid dehydratase. The record is from RefSeq and is a predicted model, not a curated record. The coding region runs from base 944 to 2314 and encodes 456 amino acids. The transcript is spliced from 2 exons. NCBI's taxonomy places the organism in Eukaryota, Fungi, Ascomycota, Sordariomycetes, Hypocreales, Ophiocordycipitaceae. Gene Ontology annotation, molecular function: hydro-lyase activity.